AUGAAUUUCAAUCAGAGCAAUGUACAGAGCCCAGAGUCUACAGCACUACUGGGCAAUAUCAAUGAUGGAAGCAUCGAUGAUGAUGACCAUGAGUUUGACUACGAGGGCAAUCAAAGAAUCUCAACAUGGACAACCAUAAAGAACUUCUUGGCCAGAGUAUUCUUGCCAAAGGGUGAGAUGCCUCAUGACGAUCGUAUCAAUAUGGAUUGGCUACAGAAGUGGAGGAAAUAUAAUAGGUUCCCAUUCAAGCUAGUCGUCCAUUUAGUCAUUACAAUUUGUUUGACAGUACUUAUAUUCGUCCAGACUGGCGACCUCACCUCCUACUCUGUUGGUACGGAGGGCACUUGGUACAAGGUGUUCUUCCCUUCAGACUUCCAAUACGAAGGUGACUUUGGUGCCAAUGUCAUAUACCUCUAUACAGUACAAGACUGUGUAGACCUUAUCCAAGAGGAUCUAAAUAAUUACAAUACAUUCUUGAAUACAUCUGUCAGUAAGUUCAAGAUGCUCAAUGCUGGUACCUCCGAACCUCCCUAUCAAGCCCAGUUGUCAAUAGCAAUGUACAAACACUGUGACCAGAUAUACGACACAUCCAUUAUGACUGCAAACAUGGACACUGAGACAACACGCUACACUGUUACAUCUGAUAACAUUGGACCACUCAAUGCUAGCUUGGAUACAUUACAAGAGAUGUUCUUCUGUAUGUCUAGUAUGUGGCUAGAGUUUGAGUUCUCAAACGUACACAUCGAGUAUGAUCAUCCCGUCGAGUACACCUGGACCAUUGCAGUCAACUUUGAUAACUCUAUCCAGAGUGGACGUGUCUCUACAUCGUUGAUCCUCACCAAGUAUCGAGUGUCAGACUUACCAUACAGCAAGUUGAUUCAAUCAUCCAAGAUGAUAUUGGAAAUCAUUUUGAUCAUAUUCUCUUUGCUGUCACAGAUCAUGGCAUGGCGUUCAUUCAUGUUCUCCUUCAAGACAUUCCAGAGAACAAAGAAGUUGGUCAGACGUAUCUCAUCCAAGCAAAAACUUUCUGCCUCGAUCAACUGGGGCUCACUGCCUAUCAGGACCAAGCUCAGAUUCUUCAAUCUCUGGUUCAUAGUCUGCUUCAUCUGCAACUUCUGCACGAUCAUUGGAGCAUCGUUGGACUUCUUUGAAGCCACAUCCAACGCCACCAAACUUCUCAUUGGCUUUGCAACACUGUUGUCCUGGAUAAACAUGAUUCGUUACUUGGAGUUUGACAGGAAGUCAAUUGCUUUGGUAAGAGCACUAGGAAUGGGUCUCCCAACUGUGUUGAGAUUCUCAGCUGGCAGUCUUCCAAUCUUUAUAGGAUUUGCCUUGUUUGGUCUUAUGUACUUCUCAGAGACUUCAUCAAGAUUCAGUACAUUUGGAGAGGCAAUAGUGACACUCUUUGGUCUACAGAAUGGAGAUGAUAUCCAAUCUACGUUCAGAUCAACAGAGAAGUCACCAAUCGUUUCCAGAAUCUACUUCUUUGUAUUUAUAUUCAUAUCGAUGUAUGCCGUGGCAAACAUUUACAUUGCCAUUAUGGAGGGCGCCUAUUCCCAAUGUGUUGGUAUCAAGUCCAAGCUUGAGAGAAAGAAGGACGAGGAAGACUCACAGAGACAGGCAGGCGAUGAGUUGAACGUUGAUGACCAGCUUUGGGAUCAACUGUUGGGCCUGAAGGAGUCUUCAGACAGCGAGUCUGAGAUCAAGAAGAAGAAGAAGAGAAGGUUGAUUGGCAAGUUGGCUACCAACAGGUCUAUGACAGAGUCCCAGAUAAUCUCAGCGGAUCGCGCUGUUGGUGCAUUCGACAUGGACCUGAUAAUUGAGGAGGUGUCAAAGGCCAUCUUGGAGAAGCAGUUGGAGUUCAACAAGGAGGUGCAGAAGCUCAUCAAGAACUCAAUUCAUCAGAGAAUAGAGACAAUGGUCAAGGCUCAUCAGAUCUCUGUAUCAAAUGUACAGGAUGAUGACAACAGUACGAACAGUAGUAAUAACAAUAAUAACAACAACAACACCAGUAGUAACAACAAUGCCGAUCAAUCAGCCAGUUCAAAGGUGGACCAGAUCAACAUAUUUACCGACGAUGACAACGAUGAUGUGGACAGUCAAUAA
Acytostelium subglobosum LB1 is the source of this 2106-nucleotide messenger RNA. RefSeq lists its product as hypothetical. The record is from RefSeq and is a predicted model, not a curated record. The coding region runs from base 1 to 2106 and encodes 701 amino acids. The transcript has 9 exons. Lineage: Eukaryota; Evosea; Eumycetozoa; Acytosteliales; Acytosteliaceae. Gene Ontology annotation, cellular component: plasma membrane; lysosomal membrane. Gene Ontology annotation, molecular function: NAADP-sensitive calcium-release channel activity.